AUGACGAUUGUGACAAGGGGAUCGAUUCGGCAAUCAAGCGAAUGUCCGGCUGCUGUGCAUGGGAAACAUUCUGAUCGGCAAAGCCAUUCUCCAUUCCCAUUAGAACCUCCAUAUAAAGGCCGUGAUGUGAAAGAAGCGAAUGAGUACAUCCGUUGGUAUAUUCUCUUCGCUCUCCUCAUCUUUAUCUCAUUCUCCUCAAUCUUCUGGAUUCCAGCCAUUCCGUUUAUCCAGAAUUAUUCGAUGGAGAUCUUUCUUUUCUUCUCUUUUCUCCUUCAUCUCAUCUGGUUCACAGCCACAUUGAACGCUUUUUUUUACACGAGACGAUUGCGAAAAUUUCGAAAACAUAAAAUAAAGCUGAAACCGACAUGCGAAUCAAAAGAUUGGAUCAUUAAGCACUUUGUGGGCAUUUGUAUCUACAAAGAGCCACUUCAACUCUUGAUUGAUACAAUUGAAAGUGUUGCAAAUCAAAGUGAAGCGUCAAAGAAAAUCUCGAUGUUUAUUGGGAUCGAAGAGGGGACUCCAGAGAGAGAAAAGAAAACAGCCGAACUCCACAAAUUGUUCGAUUCUCGUUUUGAGCGUUUCUUCGUUGUUUCCCAUCCGCGGGGUUUACCUGGGGAUAUUCCUGGGAAAUGUUCGAAUCUAAACUUUGCAGCUAGAACUGGAGUCGCUUAUUUCAUAAAAACAAUGCAAGAACAAAACGAGAAGCUUGGUGUGAACCCGAAAACGCAAGUGCUGGUGACAACGGGUGACUGUGAUUCAGUCUUCGGAGAGAGAUAUUUCGAUGCUCUUGAAGAGGAUUUCUGGAAGACAAAAACUGAGGACCGAAAUCGCACCGUCUGGCAAAGUCCUUUAUUCUACUCGAUGCGUUUGGAGAGAUCCCCAUUUUUCGUUAGAGUCACCGGUCUUCUGCGCUCGUUUUUCAUGAUGGGUUUCUUGAUCCCCUGGGGAAUCAACACGAUGUCGAUCUUUUCACUGACUCUGGAGCUGUAUCGAGACGGUGACUAUACCCAUCCUGGAUAUCAAAUGGAAGACAUCAUCGCGUUGAUUCGUUGGUCAUUAGCUGUGAGAAAGCGGUGUAUCAUUCGAGCGAUCCCUGUGGCCACAUUAUCUGGACCAACUUCAGGAGACAACUACCGUCACGAGUUUUUCGAGUGGGCUCGUCAGAUCCGCCGUUGGACCAUUGGUGCUGCUGAGGUUUUCCACUAUUUUGUCAUCAAAUCCACCCGUUUGCCGCGUUUCGUUUCACUCGUUUUUGGAGCGAAAUUCGUUUUCUACUACGGUUUCAUGUUGUGCAUUGCGCCGAUUUACUCGAUUCUCGGAGCCACUUUGACGACAACAAUGAUGUCAUUAUUUGGAGUGAAGGAUGGGGGUGAUGGUCUCUUUUCGGCGAACACCCACCUCUUCACUUACGUCAAUCUCGGUCUUUUGGCUCUUCAAUAUUUCUGGUUUCUCUGUGUUUUUCUUGUGAAUAUGAUUUGCGAAUCGGUAUUGCCCCCAUUCAAGGAUCGUACAUCAAUCAAUUUCUUCCGAAAUGUUUUUCAUUGGAUUCUUUGUUUGCCAACGAUUCUCAUGUAUUGUCUCGUGGAACUCGACGCGUUUGUCGAGGUAACUUUCCGUGGGAAAGCCGUCUGUUCGCAUAGUGCCUCAAAAAAGGACAAUCUCGUCUCAGCAAAUGACCAAAACAAGAGAAAACCGGAGAAGCUGGACGUUGAAACACUUCAAAUCGUU
This is a messenger RNA of Mesorhabditis belari, 1728 nucleotides long. The record is from the annotation of a GenBank genome assembly. NCBI's taxonomy places the organism in Eukaryota, Metazoa, Nematoda, Chromadorea, Rhabditida, Rhabditidae.